Pararge aegeria (speckled wood butterfly) is the source of this 1379-nucleotide messenger RNA. Its product is annotated as gastrula zinc finger protein XlCGF26.1-like. The record is from RefSeq and is a predicted model, not a curated record. The transcript has 2 exons. NCBI's taxonomy places the organism in Eukaryota, Metazoa, Arthropoda, Insecta, Lepidoptera, Nymphalidae. Gene Ontology annotation, biological process: regulation of transcription by RNA polymerase II. Gene Ontology annotation, molecular function: DNA-binding transcription factor activity, RNA polymerase II-specific; RNA polymerase II transcription regulatory region sequence-specific DNA binding. Bases 133 to 1212 code for a protein of 359 amino acids. Gene Ontology annotation, cellular component: nucleus.
CUGAUUUCCCUACACUGGAAAUGAAAAAGGAGCAUAUUAAAAUUUCAAAAUCCUGCUGGCCGUUUUGCUGUACCACGUGCGGGGAACGCUUUGUUUCUGGGGAGAGGAGACAGGCGCAUCUCACCGAGGUGCAUGGGCAAACAAGAAGCCACGGAACCGGUCAGUAGCAUACAGAAGGCGAAACGCAAUGCGGAACUUGUGUUGCAAUACUCAACUGUGUAUCCCUUCAGAGUGCGCGGCAAAGAUAUGCUCUGCGUCUACUGUCACGAAGAGUUCACGGAUCCGGGUGUUUAUCGGAACCAUAUGGACGAGUAUCACAAAACGUUCACAGUUUCCACCGCAUUUGCACAUUGCGGGGGUGGGAAAGAAUAUUUGAAAGUAGAUCUAUCAAACCUCAAAUGUAGACUAUGUUCCACUCCAUGUCUUAAUUUAGAGGAGAUUGCCACACAUAUUCGUGACACACACGGAGUUUCCCAAAUCAAUACAGAUAGCGAAAUCAGAAUGCAUCCAUACCGUUUGAAUAACGAGAAAUGGGCCUGUGCUCUGUGCGAUAAGAAAUUUGCAUCGCUCAUAAAACUGUGCAGACAUACCACCUCCCACUAUCAGAAGUUCACGUGCGACGUCUGCGGACGCAUGUAUUUGACGAAUGAGGCGUUGAAGUACCAUAAUCGGUGUAGUCAUGCCGGAAGUAAUGUGUGCAGAAAGUGCUGGACCGACUUCCCGACAUUGGAAAUGAAGAGAGAACAUAUUAAAGUAUCUAAAUCCUGCUGGCCGUUCUGUUGUGUCACGUGCGGGGAACGAUUUGUUUCUUGGGAGAAGAGGCAGGACCAUCUCUCAGAGGUGCACGGGCGCGAAAAACGGGUGUACGGUUGUCCAGACUGCGAUCAAACUUUCAACUGCAGGAAACCUUUCUACAAUCACUACACCCUGAUGCACAGCGACAAUAGCUACAAAUGCCCGUGUUGUGAACUCAAGUUCAGUACGAGGAAACAAAUGGAGGAACACAGAUAUGGCCACACGGGAGAGAAACCUUUUCAAUGCAACGUAUGCUUGAAAACGUUUUCCAGAAGGAAAAAUUUGCAACAGCACAUGUGGAUCCAUAGUGAAAUGAAACGUUUUGUUUGUAUCGUUUGCGAGAAGCAGUUCGCUCAAAAAGUCAGCCUCACCGGCCACUUGAAAUCCCAUCAUCCAGAGAUAACAUUUAAAAAUUGAAACACGAUUUUAACUUUAUUAUUCUUAGUUGUUGGCUUGCGUUAUUUUAAAUAAAUGUUGAAAAAGAUUCCGAGAGCGUUUUACUCGUUAAUUGAAAUGCCCUGAAUGGUAUUUGUAACUUGUAGGCUGGUGCAUAUUGGUUUUGAAAUUGACCAAUUUCUUUUUUG